This is a messenger RNA of Porites lobata, 5331 nucleotides long. Lineage: Eukaryota; Metazoa; Cnidaria; Anthozoa; Scleractinia; Poritidae. The record is from the annotation of a GenBank genome assembly.
AUGGCGACUGCAGCACCUUCACCCCUGGCCAGUUCUCCAGCGAAGACAAACGGAAACAAGCUGAGCAGGCUUCUCAUCGAUGGCGGAACAACAGUACUGAGGAAUGUCUUUGAUCGCUAUCACCCACCUGCCAACUUGGCUUCUGGUCUCAAUACCAAUUACUCCAUUCUUAACAACCUUUUGCGUAGAAGAGUUCUAAAUGGCCAUCAGUGGGACAAACUGUUUCCCCCUGGUGGAGGGGUGCCAGACUCUAACACGUUUGACAUCACUCUUCUUUUCCUACUGCUAACCACCAUUUGUGGCUUAUCCCCUCCCCUGACUGGAUGGCACACCAAGCCAUUCCCUGGUGAUAACUCUCUUGAGGCUAACCUUGCUCGCGUUAAGUUCUUUCGGAAUGAGCUGUAUGGUCAUGUGACGUCCAGUGGUGUUGAGGCGACAUCCUUCUCUACCUUCUGGCAUGAAAUAAGCACGGCUCUUAUUUGUCUUGGUUUGGAUCAGGCUGAAAUUGACAGACUGAAGGCAGAGCAGGGUGGAGAGGAAGAUUAUCUUGAUGCCUUAACUGAGUGGGCAGGCAGUGACGAGGACAUUAAGGCGCAGCUGAAGGAUAUCCACCAGAGGCAACUAAAACUCAGUGAGACCCAAUGUAAAACACAGGACGUUGCAGAAGAAGUAUUGAGGGUGGAGCUCAAAGGUGAGAAAAUCCUUCUUGAUAGCAAGUCAAAGUUGGAUGAAGUAAGCCAGUUAGUAUACGCAACACAUCAAGCGACAAAUGAAGCACAUCAGGAAAACAUUUUGCGUUUGGAUAAAGUGUGUGACUCCCAAUCCAAAACCAUUCAUGCAGUCGAUGUAAUACAUGAAUCAAUUCAAGAAGUAAAACAGGAGGUAAAAGGCUUGACGAAAAGGAAAAACGAGCAUGCAGAUGAGGUACUAAAAACCCUUGUGAAGUCGGAAUUCAAAGGAGACAUAGAAUUUCAUGCGAACAAAUUCCAGGAAGGAACUCGUGAGUGGAUCUUCAAAAGCAUCAAAGACUGGUUAGACGACCGGAGCUCGCCGCAUCGCGUGAUAGUAAUCAGUGGCAAUCCAGGGAUGGGAAAGACUGUUAUCUCCGCUGUUGUUUCGCAAAGAAUGCAAAGAGUUGGAGGAAUGUCAGGGAGCCACUUCUUUCAGCAUAACAAUUCACGGUACCGAGAUCCUCGUUUAAUGCUCCAGUCUUUGGCCUGCCACUUGUGUCAAGCGAUGCCAAGUUACAAAGAUGCUCUGGUAGAACAGUUGUCUAGAAAUCUGGGAAAAGACCUCAACAACAUGGGCGUAGAAGAGCUGUUUGCGUUGCUGUUCAAAGAGCCUCUGAGCACAGUACAAGACCCUGGAAGAAACACCCUAAUAGUCAUAGAUGGCCUCGAUGAGAGCGAGUACCAAGGACGCAAUGAGCUUCUACAUGUAAUCAGUAACCACUUUUCUAUGCUUCCAGUUUGGAUUAGAAUUUUGAUUACAACUCGUCCAGAGAGGAGCAUAACAGAGGUAUUGCGACAUUUAGAGCCAAUCGAGCUUAAACAAAAGCGUGAGGAAAACUUAAAUGACAUUCAAACCUUGUUUGAAAAUCAACUCAGCAACAAAAUUGGUGAAGAGCAUAAAGAUAUUAUCUUGAAAGAGCUGGUUAAGAAAUCAGAAGGCCUGUUUAUUUACGCUUACUAUAUAGUGGAUUUUAUCCAAAAGAAUGUUUCAAUUCUCACCCCUGAUCAGGUGGAAAGCGUAUUGCCUUCAGGUAUUUCAUCCGUUUACUUGUCCUAUUUCAAACGGUUAGAGAAUGAACUUUGCAAAGAGCUUAAUGCAGAUGAGGAACAUUUUUUGCGUUUCCUGUGUGCAUUGGCCGCGGCAAGGGAACCAUUACCAGUAGAAUUCAUCGCCAAAAUUCUAAACCCUGGAGGAAAAUCAUUGACUGCGCAGCGAAAAGUUAAAAAAGCAAUAUCUUGCAUCUCUACACUGUUACCAGUUCGAGAGGAUCGCCUUCACUUCUUUCACAAGUCAAUCAAGGACUGGUUAAUAGCAUCAUUGUCCUAUGAACAGCAUGAUUUCGCGGUGGACGAGAAAGAAGGACAUUACGUCCUUUCUGAUCUUUGUGUUUCUGAACUCGAUAGCUUGCAGCGAAAAGGGGUUCAUGACAGACAGUUUAAGAAUACUGAAUCGUGUGCUUUGCAUCAUGGUACCCAGCACAUGCUUCAGGUGGUAAAUGAUCAUGACUGCGCUGACGAAACAAGAGCCAUUAGUGUCACAGCAGAACAGGUCUACAAAUACGCAACGGACCUGGAGCUUGUUUAUGCCAAACUUAAAGUUAAGAGCACAUCCGCUACAGAAGAUCUUCUCAGUCUUCACAGUCAAAAUUGCAGUUUAUUAAGCGAUGAAAGAGAUUUUGUUGUGACUUCUCUCCUUAGCCUUCUUAAAAAACACUCUUAUAUCUUGGUUGAUCACCCUCGCCUACUUUUCCAAUGCUUGAUUAACGAAGGAAUUCCUGAAUUGUCGUCUUCAGCAGCAGUUAUCCUUGAAUCGUCCACACCCAAAAUACCCUACAUGAAACAUUUAAAGAAUGAAGACCAGAGAAGAGCUGAUAAGGCAAGGUUUUACUGUUCAGACAAAAUCGUUUGUUUUGAUGUUUCACCUGAAAUGGACUACUUGAUAUGCGAAUGUCGAGAUGGAACUAUCUGUCUGUGGUCCCUUCUGACAGGUAACAAGAUAUGGGUUCGGCCAACAUUGACGAAGAAAGAGUUCUAUUCUGGAUAUCCAGACGACAGUGCAUACCGUGUUGUAGGUAAUAACUCUUUGUCUUAUUACCGUUCUGUGACGUUUCAUCCAAAUGGGGAAUCUGUGCUAGCAGGGACACUCCAAUUUGUGUAUACUCUGGAUGGAGAUACGAAAGACCUUUUCCCCAGCAGUGAUAGCAUUUUUUCAAAUUUCGUCUUUUGCAAAGACAAGAAAGAAGUUUUAACUGACCGCCCAAAUAAGCCAAAGGAGGUAGCCUUGUGGAAUAUAGUAAAUGGUGAAAACGUCUUAAACAUCGUUGCUGACGAAGAAAUUGCUACCUUUACCAUUUCGGAAGACGGGUCACAAGUUGCUUUUUCCCAAGUGACUUUUGAAAUUGUUUUUUUUGAUCGAGUUAACGAAAGUGUCCAAAGGAUUCUUCAAACUGAGUCGGUGGUUUGUGGGCUGAUGCAUUUCACACCCGAUACUGAGAACCGUGACACUCUUGUUUGCGGGUUUCUUGGUUUUACUGUCGAGGAAGAAUGUGGCACUUAUAAAGGUUGUUUUUGUGGUCUAUCACAGUUUUUAACUUUUAAUUCCGAUCUCGAUUUUGAUUCUGUUCAACCUGAAACUUUUAGCUUAUGGCCAUACGACUCAUCAGGCACUUUAGAUUGGGAUUUCGGAUACUGGGAUUUAACAAUGCAGGACAUAAGCGACUGUUGGGUGCAUUGCGUAAUCCCCAGUAAGUUUUUGUACGCCGGCUCCUACAUCAGACUCAAUAAAGAGUCGGCAUUGGCUGGUAGCCCAGCUUGCAAAUACGUCGCUAUGGUAAACACUGAAGAGGUGUUUCGAUUGCAGAAUGGUGGAGUUGUCGUGAAGAUUGCAUUCUCUCUAGAAGGAGAUGCCAUUUAUUCCAUUACUUCAGAAUCAGAAUCUCUUCAUCAUAACUUAACGUUGACUGUUUUUAGAAUGUCAAAUAAUGAGCUGUUGAGCACAAAAAUAUUCCCAGGCCCCAUUUCUAUCUUUCCAACUAGAGAUGGCGUCAUGCUUCGAAAACAUGACAGAGUCGCAGAGUUAUGGAGCUUUGACAUGUCCACUUGUCUUCGAUCUCUUCCCAAUGUUACCGCAUACAACAUAGUUUCUUCUACUUCAGAGGAAUUUAUAGCCGGUUGCUAUAAAGUAGCAUUGUUCGAAUUGUCUAAGGAUUUAGCGAAUGAGGGUUCAGAUAAUUCAGAGGACUGGCCUGAUGAUAUACACAAAUGGUGUGUGGAUUUUCAAGUCUAUUGGGUUAUUGACGUCUUGGACGUGACCAGUGCUGGCAGCAGGAUUGUUUCAUCACUGAAGGCCGAUUUGGAUGCCGAUGAAGUGAUACUUUCAGUUUUAUGUAUUGAUCCAAGUCAAGUGUUACUUUGUACUUCUAAAGAGGAAGAUUUUGGAGGUCACUCACUGGAGAACGUAAAACUCAAGUUAAGGAAAAACGGUUUGAUUCUGUUGGAAAGAACGACCUGCUGGAUUGAUCCAGAUAGAAUAAUUGCGUCACACCUGCUCUGUUCGCCUAGAAAUGAAUUUGUUGUCACUUGGAACACUCUUGACCAAGGUCAUGGCCUACAUAUACUUAAUGCAUAUACGGGAGAAACAUUGCACGUCUUCCUUGGAGAACAAAAUGACAUUGUUGACUGUAAGUUUCUCGAUGAUGAAUCUGUGGUUUGCUGUAGUGAGGACAACUUCCUUCGAUUGUAUAAUAUCAGAACAGGAGAUCUACUAAGUAUUCUAGACAUUGGAGAGCAACCCUUCUGUUUGGGAGCCUGUCUGUACCAGCCUCUUGUCGCCAUUGGUUUGUCCGCGACAAGAAUAAAAUUCGUCCACGUACAGUUGCCAAAAGAAACUAAAAAGACUGCACGGUUAGUUUCUUUUAUCAGUUUCUUGGUCAUCGCGGUAGAUUAACUAAAUAGUAAAGCCCCGAAAACCAGCCCUCGUUCUGCCAUCAAAAUGCCAUCGUAUAAAAGAGGGUUUCAGAUAAGAAAAUGAGUGUGUGUUUUCUUUGGUCGAAGCAAAUGCUGCGUCGUAGUGACGGUGUCCACUGAACUUAGGCAACAACAUGAUAGUUUCUGUUGGUACCUGUUGGUUCGAGAGUUUUAACGCGGUUUAGGUGUAGAAAUCCUUUUUUCUUAGAUCUUCCACCGCACAAUGCAGGGCUGUCUAUCUUAGGUACUUCACAGCUGCCUAGUCCAUUAAUGAAUAGUGUAACGCAACUGGAUCUUUACAUGAAACUAACGACUUUCUUAUUUAAAUUGAAUUGUAGCCUCAGUCAUCAAACGCCAGUGAAUUAACCUCCUUAGAAGUCUCAGAGGAACUGAAACUUGACAAAAAGAUUUGGAUUCUCAAAUCAAAGCCCCUGAAUUUAUCUGCCUUUCUGAGAACUCAUUGAGGGAGCUCCGUGAACGCUGAAGAAGCAAUUGCACAGCGGGGAUUGAAAUCCAUUGGAACCGCACUGAGGGACUGGAUUUUUAUUUUCAAGUUAGACAUGUUUUAAAUUUGCAUAUCAUCACAGGGAGGAGGGGGUGAGGUUACACGCGAAGGAACAGGGGUGUGGAUGCC